AUGGAACAAGCAUUCGAGUGUGGUUCUGAUAAUCUACAACCUUUUUGUGGCAUUGUUUUAUUUGCAAUGGCAACCACAUUUUUAGGAGUAGAGAGUAGUUUUGGGAUUGGUGGGGUUUGUGGUUGUUUAAUUAGUAAAGUACAAAGAGUACAAAGUGCCUUUAAAAAGCUUGUUGACUUGAUUAAAGAUAAUGCAGAAUCCAAGGUGAUCAGUCAAAUCGAAAAUGAAGUUAAUGAAGAACUACGCGAAAUGCAUGAUGUGGAUAUUAUAGAACUUGAAUUACCAGAAAUAAAGGCCAAGGGCAAGAAACGUGAUAAAAUUUUUGAAGUGAUCCAUGAUAUUUUUAAUGCUGAAAUUGUUGACAAUAAAUUGUUCAUCAAGUUUAAUGGUGGGAUUAAAGCAGAAAUACAUUAUAAGUUGACGAGUUCACUUAACCAACAACUCCCACCAACUUGGUGGACUCAAAUUGAUACAAUAUGUGUGGUUAACGGUAAUCAGUAUCGACCUGAUGUGGGCGGUUGGAAUCCUAAACCAGCACGUAAUCAAAGGCUUAACCCUAUAAUUAAUCUAUGUCCACCACCGUUGCUGUGGAUUGAGGUGACCUAUGACAAUUCUGGGGAUCGUGAUAAUGCCAUGAAUAAAUUUGCAUGUGUUCAACCCUAUUGCCUGACCACAGAAUUUGUAAUAAUUGUUGUUCCAGCUACUGAAACUGCCUUUCCAGCAAAUCCAAAUCCAGGUGUCGCUUCAAUGGUGGGAACACCCAAAAUGGCUCAUCCUUCUCAUGCUCCAUAUCUCGGCCAUUGGCCUGUGGGCAAUACAGCCAAGUUGCGGUUUUCUGUACAUGCAGGAAUUGCUUUAUCCUCAACUGAUCCUGCAUUAUUUUACAGAGAUAAAAAUGGUAAUAGGCAUAAAGAACAUAAUGAAAUUAUUUCAAAUAUGGAAAGGCAAUAUUCAAGUUUUUUUAGUAGAAAUGGCAAACAUUCGCUGACUAAUGGAUUGACACCAUUAAAAGAUACUGGUUUGCAAAAUAUUUCUGGAACAGUGGCAGCUUUCGGCGAUUUUAACUCGGAUAAAUUUACUGAUUUAGUUGUUUUAGAUUUUAGUCAAACAUCAAUCAAAUCAUUCAACUUUACUAAGGCAAACUCGUCAGAUAUAGAAAUAUCAGAUGAUCAACCAAAUAAAUUUUUGAUUACAAAUGUAAUACCGGGAGAUUAUAAUUAUGAUGGAAAUUUGGAUCUAUUGUUGAUGGGACAAACUAAUCCAUCAAGUGUGUUUAGAAAAAAUGAGCCAUUGUAUAUGAGAGUGUAUUUUGGAUACGAUAAUGCUACAUUCAAUUCUAAAUACAUUGAGCUUGAUGCAUCAUAUUCACAACAUCCAAUAACAUUUGAUUUUAAUGGUGAUAUGAAAACUGAUUUACUCGGACAUUAUUUAUCAUCUGCACAAGACAACAAAUUAUAUGUAUGGAAAAAUGUAUAUAAUGAAUCCGCUGGAACAUUAUUUGAAAUAGUUCCACUGUCAACUAACAAUAAAACAAUGCCACAAAAAGGUUGUAGAUUAUCAGAACCACACUCGAAUGCUUUUAUAGAUCUCAAUGGUGAUUGUUUUUCAGAUUUAUUCUUGACAUGCGAGGAGGAGUUCAGAGAAACAUCAUACCAAAUAUGGGUUAAUCAAAAAGAUCAAGGAUAUGUACUUACUAGAUAUGGCGAAUUGCCUACAGAUGCAGGACCCAUUACAUUUGCUGAUAUAGCUUACAAUAAACAAAAACCUUUAUGUACGAGUAAAGACCAAAUAAAUUGUCGAAAAAUAUCAAAUUUAUGUGAACCUGAUGAUGACUUUAGAUUUAAUUUAAACGAUGAUCCAGAUAAUGAUGCAUAUAUGGUUAUAGACGUUAAAGAUUUAUUAGAUGGUGGAACAAUUGUUACCAAAGACCGAUCAUUCAAUGGAAUAUUGCCCGUUCCGAUCAGAAUUGGUGAUUACAAUUUAGACGGUUUUCCUGAUCUUCUUGUCAUUAGUGAAAAAAACUCUGAAAGUUUGGUUUCACUUUUACAAUCAACAGCAUGUACACUUGAACUUUGUGAUCCAUUAGCAGUUAAAGCUCAAAGACGUACAUUUUUUAAAGUGGUAGAUGGGGCACAUUCAUUAAAUAAAAUUAAAAAUGCAAAAGCAAGAGAUGUUUACUUGUUAAAUAACGAUUACUUCAAUGAUGCAUUCUUUUUGAAAACUUUAAUGUUAAACGGUGUAUCACAAAAACAGAACUAUGGAGUAAAUCAUCCAGGUUCGGCAUUUAAAUUCACUGUUGUAGAUACAUAUGGAAAUAAAAGAGCAAAUCAAGUUGCCCAGUAUUCUCAAGUUGGAUACCUUUAUUUACAAACACCAUACUCGCUCUUUGGACUUGGCCGUACAAAUAAUUAUGUCGAGGAAUUGUGGUUAUUGGAAUUAUAUAUUCAUCCCGGUGAUUGGAUUCCAUGGGUAUUAAUUACAUUAGUUAUAGCUACCGUAAUUUUAGCAAUUAUUGUUGCAGCAUUACAUUGGAUGGAAAAGAGAGAAGACGAAUUAGAAAAGAAAAAAGCGUCACAUGUUAUAAAUUUUGACGCAUUAUAA
Entrophospora sp. SA101 is the source of this 2601-nucleotide messenger RNA. The record is from the annotation of a GenBank genome assembly. Lineage: Eukaryota; Fungi; Glomeromycota; Glomeromycetes; Entrophosporales; Entrophosporaceae.